Messenger RNA from Raphanus sativus (radish), 1522 nucleotides. Its product is annotated as protein PHYTOCHROME KINASE SUBSTRATE 1. The transcript has 2 exons. The coding region runs from base 173 to 1402 and encodes 409 amino acids. The record is from RefSeq and is a predicted model, not a curated record. Gene Ontology annotation, biological process: phototropism. Lineage: Eukaryota; Viridiplantae; Streptophyta; Magnoliopsida; Brassicales; Brassicaceae.
UACAAACAACUGGCCAGUGACUCAAAGUGGAACCCAGUCACAGUGAUCAUAACACUUAAGCUUCAUAGAAACCAGCUUUCAACACUUUGUCAUGUUUCUUUAUUUAUACCCUAAUCUAAUUCACACACCAGCAAAGAGAAAAAGAAGAAAAUCAAAGCAACCCUAAAAAAAUAUGGUGACCUUAAUAUCAUCAUCUGCAUCAACACCAAAGAUAUCUUUUGAUUUCACCAAGGACAGCAACUAUUCCAGCCUCAAUGUUCCUGUCUCUUCUCCUUCUUCUUCUUCUUACUUGAGAAGCAAGGAAGAAGCUGUUGUCACAACCAAGCAGCUCAUGGAACCCUGCAAAACCCUAACCAUAAACAACAAUCCUAAAGAUGAUCAUGAGGUUGGAGAUGAGAAGAAAACGGUGAAGAAAGCUCCUGAAGAGCCAGAGAUUGGUGUGUUUGGAGCUGAGAAGUACUUCAAUGGAGACAUGGAUUCAGACCAGAGUUCUAGUGUUCUGUCUCUGACAAAACCCGAAGUUGAGAGAUUCGUUGUUGAUCUGAAACAGAGUGAGAAGAAAUCUAAUGAAACGCCGAGUGUCUGUACUGAAUCAAGCUGGAAUAGUCAGAGUAUGUUGCUUAAGAACAAACUGGUGAGUAGCUGCAACGGUUCCUUGCAAGAGAAGAAGAAGAACAACAAUAGUGGUCAGAUUCAAAAGGUGAACAACAACAAUAAGAUGAGUUUUCUCUCAAAUCUAAGGUGUAAAUGCUGUUCUGAUGUGGAUGAUAAGAUCUCGGUUAAGAGAAGCUCUGAUCCUAAUAUCUCUGCUUCCGCUAGGAUCAAGAUCGAGAAUCAGAUGAGUUCUUCAGUGAAUCUGAACACGGAACUGAUCAAGAUUCAGAAGCAAGAAGAGUUAGUACAAAGGAAGGCUCCUGAAGUGUUUGGAUCUCCUGUAAAUAUCGAGAAGAAACUGAUCACAUUGCCUCCAUGGGAAUCAAGAAGAAAGGAAGAAGACACAAAGAGUGAAGGGAGUGACUCAAGCUCGGAUCUGUUCGAGAUAGACAAUCUCACAGGUAAGCCAAAACCUUUUCUUUCAAGGCAAGUAAGUGAUUAUGCUCCGAGCGAAGUAAGCAUAGAGUGGAGCGUAGUGACAGAAAGUGCAGCAGGUUUCUCUGUUAUGUCGGAGUGUGCAACAAGCCCUAUUCGGAAAACGAAUAGCAGCAGCAGCAGAAGUGGUGGUGGUUUCUUGUUGAGCUGUAAGAGUUAUAAAUCUGUUAUGGUUUCUGGUGAUUCAGAGAGAAGACGUAGCAUGAACAAAAACAAGACGUCCCCAAGUUAUGUUCCGAGGUUCCCAAUGGAGACUACUAAACCUAAGAGUUUGGAAACACGAAGAAAACUCACAGUGAGUGCACAACUGUAAUUAAAACUUUAUGUAAUGUCUUGUUGUGUUCUUGAUCACAAAAAGAAAACUCAAAAAGUGUCAUUUGGUUAGAAAGUCAAAAACAGCACUCUAAUCAGUUUAGAAAACACAGAUCCGAAA